This is a messenger RNA of Felis catus (domestic cat), 6143 nucleotides long. RefSeq names its product doublecortin like kinase 2 (gene DCLK2). Bases 445 to 1809 code for a protein of 454 amino acids. The transcript has 10 exons. The record is from RefSeq and is a predicted model, not a curated record. Gene Ontology annotation, biological process: protein phosphorylation; photoreceptor cell development; retina development in camera-type eye. Gene Ontology annotation, cellular component: axoneme. Gene Ontology annotation, molecular function: ATP binding; protein kinase activity. Lineage: Eukaryota; Metazoa; Chordata; Mammalia; Carnivora; Felidae.
GACGCGAGCCGCGGCGGGCGCCCGAGCUUUGUGUGUGCCCGCGGGCCCGGGGCGAGCCUGGGGCGGUCCAACUUUGCGGCUCCUGGCCGGCUCCCAGGCGGGAGUUGUGAGGCGUGGCUUGGUGGAGAAGGCAACCGGCGUUGGGGGGCGGGGGGGCCGUGAGGCUCCCCGGUAGGCGGGAGGGAUCGAGCGAGCCGCUCUGGACAAUGAGCUGGGCAGCUCGACGCUGUGGCCACUUUUAGUGGGGGCGCGGGCCGGUCGGCGCCUCGGCUGCUCAGAGGCCCCCACCUGCGAGGAGAGGGCGGGAUGCCAGAGCCAGGUGUCCCGGCGCUGUGAGGCCCCUCACGGUCAGACGUCCCUGUACUUGAUUCUCGCAUUGACGUUAGGCUACCGAGAGGUUGUGGCUGGGACGUUUUUUUGUGGGGAGCCCUUGGAGCAGCCGCGAUGGCCAGCACCAGGAGUAUUGAGCUGGAGCACUUUGAGGAACGGGACAAAAGGCCGCGACCAGGGUCGCGGAGAGGGGCGCCCAGCUCCUCAGGAGGCAGCAGCAGUUCGGGCCCCAAGGGGAACGGGCUCAUUCCCAGCCCCGCGCAUAGUGCCCACUGCAGCUUCUACCGCACGCGGACCCUGCAAGCUCUGAGCUCGGAGAAGAAGGCCAAGAAGGCACGCUUCUACCGGAAUGGGGACCGCUACUUCAAGGGCCUGGUGUUUGCCAUCUCCAGCGACCGCUUCCGGUCCUUCGAUGCCCUGCUCAUCGAGCUCACCCGCUCCCUGUCGGACAACGUGAACCUGCCCCAGGGCGUCCGCACCAUCUAUACCAUCGAUGGCAGUCGGAAGAUCUCCAGCCUGGACGAGCUGCUGGAAGGUGAGAGUUACGUGUGUGCAUCAAACGAACCAUUUCGUAAAGUUGAUUACACCAAAAAUAUUAAUCCGAACUGGUCUGUGAACAUCAAGGGUGGGACAUCCCGAGCCUUGGCUGCUCCCCCCUCGGUGAAAAGUGAAGUGAAGGAAAGUAAAGAUUUCAUCAAACCGAAAUUGGUGACCGUGAUUCGAAGUGGAGUGAAGCCUAGAAAAGCCGUGAGGAUCCUUCUAAAUAAGAAGACUGCUCAUUCAUUUGAACAGGUCUUGACAGAUAUCACCGAAGCCAUUAAACUAGAUUCAGGAGUGGUCAAGAGGCUCUGCACGCUGGACGGAAAGCAGGUUACUUGUCUGCAAGACUUUUUUGGUGAUGAUGAUGUUUUUAUUGCUUGUGGACCUGAAAAAUUCCGUUAUGCCCAAGAUGACUUUGUCCUGGAUCACAGUGAAUGUCGUGUCUUGAAGUCAUCUUAUUCUCGCUCCUCAGCUGUUAAGUAUUCUGGAUCUAAAAGCCCUGGGCCCUCCCGACGCAGCAAAUCACCAGCCUCAGUUAAGAGGGGUGGCCAUCACUCCAGUGCCUACUCUGCAGCCAGAUCCCCAGUUAAUGGAACUCCCAGCAGCCAGCUGUCUACUCCUAAGUCAACGAAAUCCUCCAGCUCUUCCCCAACUAGCCCAGGAAGUUUCAGAGGAUUAAAGCAGAUUUCUGCACACGGCAGAUCUUCUUCGAAUGUAAAUGGUGGACCUGAACUUGGUCGUUGCAUGAGUCCUGAAGGUGUGAAUGGAAACAGGUGCUCUGAAUCAUCAACUCUUCUUGAGAAAUACAAAAUUGGGAAGGUUAUUGGUGAUGGGAAUUUUGCAGUAGUCAAGGAGUGCAUGGACAGGUCCACUGGAAAGGAAUUUGCCCUGAAGAUUAUAGACAAAGCCAAAUGUUGUGGAAAGGGUAUGAAGCUCUGAGCUUUCUGUUAUGGUGCCGCAUCCUUCGCUUGGGGACGCAUCCUUCACUUCCCACAGUUAUGUAUUCAUUAUCUACAUGUAAUGGAACCUAGUGCAACGUAAACCCAAAUGUAUAUUAUAUUAGCUUCCUGAGACUGUUGGAAUAAAUUACCACAAACUUGGUGGCUUAUAACAGCAGGAAUUUAUUCUCUCACAGUUCUGGAGGCCAGAAGUCUGAAAUCCAUGCUCCCUUUGGUGCUCUAGAGGAAAAUCUGUUCUUUGAGUAGCUUCUGGUGGCUGAUGGCAUUCCUUGGCUUGUGGCCACGUCGCUCCAACCUCUGCCUCUUGUCUUCACAUCACUUUCUCUUCUAUGUGUUUAUUUUACCUCUUCUGUUUGUGAAAUCUCCCUCUGUUUCCCUUCAUAAGGACAAUUGUGAUGGUGCCCAGAUAGUCCAGAGUUAUUUCCUCAUUGCAGAAUCCUUAAUCAUAUCUGCAAAGACCCUUUCUCCAAAUAAGGUACUAUUUACAAGUUCCAGGGGUUAGGCCUUGGUAUCUGUGGGUGGCCAUCAUUCAAUCCACUCCAUACAUCUACCACGGAAAUCACAUGGGGUGAUCUGAACAUUUUCUCUCUCUUACUGUAUUAUCCUCAGCAAUACUCAUUAAGCAGUGUGGAUACCACCUGGAAAGUCACCGUUGGCCAAGAGCAAUGUGCAAUGUGCUUAUUCACUCAGGCAUUUCACAACUAUGCUCAUUGCUGGAGAGGAUGAGAGGAGUGGUUGGAACAGUGGGAACUGAGGAAAGUAAGAACAGUGCCUCACUCAGCCAUGGUUGAGUAGGGGAGUCUAUUUAGAGGAGGAGAGGCCCAAUCUAGACCUGAGGAAUACAUAGGAGUUCCCCCGAGGAGUGGAGGAGGUGGGUGGGAAUUCCAGACAGAGAGAACUUUUGCAAAUUUCUAGAGGUCCAAGUGAGAGAUUGGUAAUAGGGAUAGAGGUGAAACGAUGGAUUCAGAGGCUGUUGAGAAGGUCUCCUGGCAGGGAUUUGGGAUUGAGGGGCUGUUGGUAGCAGAUGAGGGAAGGGCUUGGGGAUUCCUGUCUGACUUGGACAGCCAAGUUCAUUCAGUGAGACGGAAGGCACAGGAGGAAAGGGCUGCUUUGUGGGGCUGGGGUGGGUGGAGACAAGAUGAUGAGUCUGGUUUGGGAGAGUCGUUUAUUCCCUAAUCCCUUUCUCUUUCCACCCCCCACUCCCCCUUUUAUACAUUAAAAACCACCACAGCCAAAGAUAAGGUGGUGUCCUCUGCCAAGUUAGCAGUUUUCUUUGUUAUUUACUCUCACUCAGAACCAUGGACCACUGCCAUGAAAUGAUUCAUAUGUAAAUUAUUUGGAGUUACAAUCCUGAAUCACUUAACAUGAAUAAUGGUAGAUGGCUGAAUAAUGUAAGUUCACUGCAGUUCAAGAUAAAAGUGACGUUCAUAUUGCAUUCAGAGAUUUUUUUUCUGACAAAUGUAAUCUAUAGAGUUUACAUAUUAGAAACAAAGAUUACAUGUGGGUUGCCCAAGAAAUAGGAAGAUGACAUUUGGAAAGAUUUUUAUGGACUACUUUUGUUUUGCUUCCGAUAAUGAUUAGUUUAAAAAGUGGAUUGUUCCUUCCCAGACAAUUUUACAGGCAUAGUUCAGAGGUUGGAAGACAAAGGCUAACAUCUCCCACAUUCCAACAGAAACAUUCACUGUGUGCUUAGAAUACAAGCCAUUGUGGAGGAGAGUACUGAAGCUGAGAUAACACACAGUGGUGGAGAAAAUGUUGCAGGACCUGCUCAGUGUUUCCAGUGUAACACUGCCGGUGGUCCUGGGGGAGGUUCCAUGAUGCAGAAAGUUCCCAAGAAGACUUUCUCUUGAGCCCUUUAUUGAAAAAGAUAACUUUUGAAAGGUGUAGUCUCCUUAGGUGGUAGACAUCUUAUUUUAACUCCAGUUUGAGAGAGCUCCUGGGGUACUGGUAAUGGGGAUUACCUUACAUAUGUCACUCUAAAUUAGCAUCACUAACAGAGCCUCUGAAUAGAGGUAAAUUACAGACUCUUCCAACUUCAGAGAAGAACUGAAGUGAUAGAUCCAUUUAGCCUGAAAACAAAAUGCCUCUUUUACUGCGGUGGUAGUAACUCCUGUCAUCUUGGCUUCAUGUAGAGUGAAUUAAGUGCAUUUGCUCACCUUUGCAUGUUCACAAAAGUACAUCUAACUCUGCUUGUUAGUGCAAUAAAAGACAAGCCUGGCACAGAUGAUCCAGAGGCCUCUAAGUAAGUGAACAAAUGUGGAGUGUUUGCUGAGUCUUUGUUUCUGUGUCCACAAGGAGUUGGCUGAGGGACCAGGGCACUGUCUGCUGCUUUGUGCUGUGGCUCUGUAACUUAGACAUAGGAGUUUGGAAACAGGUAGGUGGCCCUGUCCCCACCCUCCCAGCCAUGGUGUGCUAGGGUCUGAGAACCGCCACUCUUCCCGGAGAUUUGGGAGCAUUUGCUGAGUCUCAGGCUGGGCACAGACUUCUCACCCCUGCUCAUUAAGGGGUAUAGAUUCUCCUCCCUGCACAAAGUCUAGUGUGGUUCUGAGUUACACCGCAACUCAGUGUAAUACACCUCUAGUUUCUAUCUUUUCAAGGAAUCAAGUAUUUUCAGCUUUACAGCUGUCAUUUUCACUUUGAAAAAUUCUUUUUACUGAAGGAUUCCUCUUUAAAAGGUUAGAUAUUGUGGAGCAGCUGGGUGGCUCAGUGGGUUGAGUGUCCGACUCUUGAUCUCAGCUCAGGUCUUGAUCUCAGGGUUGUGAGUUCAAGCCCCACCUUGGGCUCUGCACUGUGCAUAAAGUCUACUUAAAAUAAUAGUAAUAAUUAAAAAAAAACAAGGUGAUGUUGUGUAGCACAAAAAAUGUGAGCUUGGAUGUCAGAAACCUAGGUUUGCAUUUACUUCAAAAGGCUGUUCAAAGGAUAAAGUGUUAAGACAUUACACAAGUACUUCGCAAAGCGACUGACAAAUAGUGACUAGAUUCCUAGUAAAUGUUGCUUCUUUUCCUACUUCUGUUUAGCAUUUGCACUGUCAUUUGCCAACACGGACUGAGUGAUUACUUGGACAAGCACGGGGCAUUCAAUGCUCAGGAAACGCUCCACAUGUGUGGGAGCUAGCACAGAUAUUCUGUGGAUGCUAUUCUUUUGUUAUAAUGUGUACUUCAUCUAUUGUCAGAGUAUUUGAGGUGGCUUAGAGUAAAAUGAUAUGUACACAUGGAUGCGUGAAGAUAAGACAAGAACCUAAAUGAUAUCUUGACCUAGAGAUAAUUCUCUUACUGCAGUGGACACUAAAUUUGGUUCUGAGAUUCAUGAUAGCAAAGGCAAAAGGGACGAUAUGAGGGACAUACACACACAUAUGGGUGUAUACAUAUGUGUGCAUGUAGGUAGCAAAUGAUAUCUCUUAAACAGUAAGCUUUAGGUAUAAGUUACAUUUGAAAACCUAGAAUGUGUCAGAGGGCAGUUAGUUAAUUUCACAGAGCAUAUCCUAAAUUCAAAGUAAUUCAUUAUUAUAGCUACUGAGGACCAACAAAUGUGAUAUUAUUGAAAUAUUUUCAUGUCUCAUAAUAAAGUAGAGCAAUAGUUAUACAUGAUUCAUGGUUGGUAUAUCGAGAAUAAUUCCUUAAUGCUGUGGGUAAACAUUUUUGCUACAGUUGCUGAUCCUGGCUGCAUGACUCACAAGGAUUGAUAAGUAGUAUUUUCAGGCAAGUGGUUAGAAAUAAAAUGAGAACCGUGGUCCCUAUGGUACUCUGUUUUCUGAUUUCUGAAAUACAAGAUAAUAAGGAACAUCCUUCUGGGGAAUGAUUCUAUAUCCAGCCAUAGAGGAAAAACUUUUUUUUUCCCCUUUGUAAAUUUCAACAUGAAACUCAAAUUCAUAUUAGUAAUGGUUUAAAAACAACAAAAAAUUUAAUGCUCAAGUUGUGUUCCAUACACAUGCAAAUUUCCUUGUAUACUUGAUCUUAAUUUUGAGUGUUACAUUCACAUUAAAAAAGUGGUUCCAUAUGAAUCACAAAGCACAGUGCUGUGUGCCCAGGCUGCCAGUGUCAUGACCUCUUAAGGUGUUGAAGAGAUAAGAAGGCAGUAUGUUUUAUGUGCCAGGACAACACCAUUGAGCCCUUUCAAGGGACGUUUUGAAGAUAAUCAGUUCCUUUUUGUUGGUGACAAUGACACGUCACACUGACUUGUCCUGUCCCUAUGGAAACCAGCUUGGCCAGGGUUUGGUUUGCUUUGCGCCAAGGGGGAUGCUUCCCGUCUGCAGACUAUACACCCUCCAGGUUAUAGAAAUCAGGCAGAUGGUUCUGUGGUGUCUGAUCCACCUCU